AGUAAGGAGAUACAGUCUGAGUACUAACAGUGAAGAUUAUGUUGGUAGUUUUUCCUUUUUAAAACACUUAAUGAAUCUAAAUAUAUUUAGCAAGCAGUUGCUGUCACUUCCUGAUUCAAAGUGUGAGAUGUCUGGUGUUUAAAACAGCAGAGAAGUGAAACAGAUGAGCAGUCGUAUCUGAAACCAUCGGAAGUACUAAAAAAGAUUUAUAUGGCGCCGUGUAAAAGUUAAACAUUUCAAAGCAUAUAGUCACCUGAGUAUCUGUAACAACAGGAAAACAGAAUCUUUGCGAAUCUUCUUGUCAGAGGCCAGCAGAGCAGAGUGCAGAUGAGCUGCAUUAUGAAGUAUAAAUCCAGUGGUGGGAUGGGACUGUAAUUCACAACCUUCUGGCGUUGAACAGAAUACACUGUGGAGUAAGCUUUGCUGACUUUCUAAAGAGUUUCAGAAGCAUUCACUCUCUAACACAUUUGGCAUGAAUGGAGAGAAGAUGUGGCUGUCUUAGCCUUCGAAUUGUAAAACUUUCUUUUACUGGGUAUGUUUUGCAAAACUGACGAAAGAAAAUGAGCUUGGUAGAGCCUGAUGAGUACCGAAUUGCAGCGCUUGUGUUUUACAGUUUUGUAUUUUCCAUUGGACUUAUUGUUAAUGCGACUGCUCUAUGGGUUUUCAGCUGUACUACAAAGAAACGAACCUCAGUGACUGUUUACAUGAUGAAUGUGGCUUUAAUUGAUCUCCUUUUUAUAUUGCUUAUGCCAUUUCGACUGAUUUACUAUGGAAAGAAUUCUUGGCCCUUUGGAGAUAUUUUCUGUCGCAUAAACAGCGCCUUUUCAGUGUUUUAUCCAUGCACUUCCCUUUGGCUAUUUGCUGUCAUUAGCACUGAUAGAUACAUGGCGAUUGUUCAGCCUAAACAUGCCAAAGAACUGAAGAAUAUAAGCAAAGCUGUGAUGUCCUGUAUUGCCAUUUGGGUUAUAUCUAGUGGAUGGACAAUCCCAGUGCUGUUUUUGAACAGUGAUCCUGAUAAAAACUCCAACUUCACCACCUGCCUGAAAAUGCAUGACAUUACCCAUCUUAAAGAAAUAAACUUACUCAACUAUGCCCGCCUAAUACUCUUCUUCCUUGUUCCCAUGACUAUCAUGAUUGUGUGCUAUGUUGUGAUAAUCCACAGUCUAAUCCAUGGCAAGAAUUCAAAACUGAAGCCCAAAGUUAAGGAAAAGUCGAUAAAAAUCAUUGUGACUUUAAUCAUCCAGAUACUUUUCUGUUUUGUUCCUUUCCAUGUUUGUUUUACUUUCCUGCUGCUCUAUAAUACUCAGCAGUUUUACAACCCCUGGGCAGCUUUUACCACAAUGCUGAUGAACCUCAGUACCUGCUUGGAUAUAAUCUUGUACUAUAUUGUAUCCAAGCAGUUCCAGGACCGAGUGAUAAGUGUCAUUCUCUACCGCAACUAUCUACGAAGUGUGCGAAGGAAAAGUUUAUACUCUGCCAGCCAGCGGUCACUCAGCAACAUAAACAGUGCAAUUAUAUGAACCUCUAUAUAUGCUAGAUAAAUGAAUUGAACUGCAAACUGUUAAUGGCCUGUAAAUAAUGCGCACUGAUGAUUCUACUGCUAUGUGCACAUGGUAGGCCAUAAAGUGAAUUAUGUAAUUCACUACUGUGUGAUGAAUUAACAAAAAAAUAAAGACUGGGUUAAAACUGGGGUUUGUACUAAAUACUAUGUUAAGUACUUGAAAUCAUCAUAAAAUUGUGUU
Messenger RNA from Protopterus annectens (West African lungfish), 1742 nucleotides. RefSeq names its product G protein-coupled receptor 18 (gene GPR18). Bases 561 to 1520 code for a protein of 319 amino acids. Lineage: Eukaryota; Metazoa; Chordata; Ceratodontiformes; Protopteridae. Gene Ontology annotation, cellular component: membrane. Gene Ontology annotation, biological process: positive regulation of Rho protein signal transduction; phospholipase C-activating G protein-coupled receptor signaling pathway. The transcript has 3 exons. The record is from RefSeq and is a predicted model, not a curated record. Gene Ontology annotation, molecular function: G protein-coupled receptor activity.